Verticillium alfalfae VaMs.102 is the source of this 537-nucleotide messenger RNA. RefSeq lists its product with no specific name. NCBI's taxonomy places the organism in Eukaryota, Fungi, Ascomycota, Sordariomycetes, Glomerellales, Plectosphaerellaceae. The coding region runs from base 1 to 537 and encodes 178 amino acids. The transcript has a single exon. The record is from RefSeq and is a predicted model, not a curated record.
AUGGGUUCGUGGCCCGUCGAGCCAGAGGGAGAUGCGGCGGAGGGCGGGCAGGGACGCCGGAGCGAGGGCGCCCCAGAGGGCGGGGCCGUGGAUGUGGAGGAAGUCUGGGGCGCCGGCGCGGAGGGCAAUGUUGAGGGUGCGGAGGCGCGGGAGGAAGGCGUAAACGGGGUGGAUUGCGCGACGGUGGCGGCGGAUGAACAGGGCGUAGAGGGUGUCCUUGUCGGUUAUCGUGAGGGUCGUGGACUUGUGGAGGGACGGCAGGGACUCGAUGUAGCUGUGGGAGGCAAGGGAUUAGGCUCGUUGGUACGGUUUUGGCAUGUGGCAUAUGGCAGUAUGGCACGUGAGAAUGCGACAUGUGGUCGUGACGUGAGGGUGUCGGGCGGCAGGCAGUUUGAGACAUGGGGCGUGGAGUGUGUGGCGAGGGGCACAGUUGAUGGAAGAUGGACCUACAUUCUCUGGCACGACAGCAGCAAAGGGAUGCAAGAAGAGAGCCCGUCUUGUUUCUCCUCUCCGCUGCCAUUGGGCGUGCGUCUUUGA